AGUUUGUUGGCAGUGAACGGAACGAAGCGCUGUCGUAUAGAUCGCUGGCUGGCCGUCUGGCUGAAAAUAGUGAACGAAGUAUGAGUUUUCGAAAUAUGUUCGAAUAAAAAGUGAACAGUGAGUGACUGUCAUCGAGCAAGAUGGUUGAUGACGUGAAAGAUAUUACGGAAAACGCUGAAAGUAAAGUGUCGUCAGAGGCUUUGGACCGGUCGAGGUUGGCGCGCGAGCGGCGGGAGGCGGAGCAGCGCAAACGGCUUGACGAGCUGCGAGCGCACGCGGCGGCCGCGCAAGCCCAGCGUGAGAAACGAGACGAGGACCGCCGUCGAAGACAAGCUGAGCAGCGCGCAAGAGAUGACGACAGAAGGCUACAGGCCGAGCAGCGAGCGAGGGACAGCGACAGAAGGCUCCAGGUGGAAGAACGCAAGCGUGCGAUAUGGGAGGCGUCAGUAUCCCGACGGGAGGCACUUCUCCAGAGAGAGAAGGAACGCACGGAGCGCCUGGAACGGGCCAGAGCUGCGCGCUCCACUCCCAGGCCUGCGUUCGCCUUCGGUUCCUCGACACCUCGACUGCUGGAGCCGGUUGAUUCAGCUGGAUUCUUCUGGGCCGCGCGCAGUACCAACCCACUCGAUCAGAUGAGCUUUUUUGACUCGCUGGCUGCAUCAACGACAAAUGUGAUGUUCGCGUCUGCGCCGCUCACGAGACGAGCGUCGGCGUUACACCUAGACACAUCCGACACUGAUAAUAAAGACGAACCCGACCGUCAGCCGACGGUAGUGUGGUCGUCGGUGGCCCGGCGGCGCACCGACCUCGUGCCCACGUUGCCCGCCCCGCGCGCGCCAGGUAGGGCAUACUCCAUGACGCGACUGGACAAGCUGCCCCGCCUGACGCCCGUCUCCUCGCCCUCCAUUCAACACCUCAACCGCGCCCAGACGCGGUCCGGGGAGACGACGCCGGGCUCGCGGCCGGGCAGCGCGCUGUCCAACGCGGGCGUGGUGCGGCGCGCCGCCUCCGCGCCCCGCAAGCCGCGCCCCGCCUCCAUCGCCGGCACCGGCGUUAAUACGCCCAGAGGCGGGGGGGACACAGGAGCGAACAGUAUCGCAACCACGCCGUCAGUAUCCCGCGAUGCGACGACGGUGGCGGGCGGGGACGCGCCGCGCCGGCCGCCCGCCGCGCGCAAGCCGCGCCCGCUCUCGCUGCACGCCUCGCCCAGACCUGUUUCAGUGCAGUUAAGUUACAGUUGUACUUGGUCUGCAGCGCCCCCCACCACCCCGGGGGAGGGCAAGCCGCCGCUGCAUAGGAAACCAAAGCCUGCCAAAGAAUAUGAAAAGCGCGGCAAGUCGCAGUCCCCGGGGCGCGCGCUGUCGCCCACGCCGCCGCGACACUCCGCAGAUACUAUGGAUAAGAGCGUGAGUUCAGACAAGCGUCAAGUGAGCGCCAUAGAAGUGACGCAGAAGCUGGAGGCGCUGCAGAUCGGUGACGUCAUCACCACACAACAAAUACACGAUAAGGUAAACGAAAACAUUGAGAAUGUAGAAAGUAAGCCGGAACCGAAGCCCGAACAAAUUGUAGAAGAAAAUAAAGAUAAACCGAUAGAAGUACAGAAGCCCGUUGAAAAGGAAGAGCAACGCGAGGAGCCGCAAGAAAGAAGAGAGGAGAAGAAGGAACCUUUGCAGGAAAGGAAAGAAGAGAAGAAAGAGCCGUCUCAGGAGAGGAGAGAAGAGAAAAAGGAGCCGUCUCAAGAGAAGACGGAGGAUAAUGAAAUGACUGCGUCAAUGAUGGCCCGGCGCAUCACCACUGAGGAGGAGGCGAAGGCGGCGCUGGCGGAGCGCAGGCGGCGCGCGCGCGAGGAGCUGGAACGUCAGGCGGAGCUGGAGAGGCAGCGUCUCCAGCGCGAGGCGGAGGAGGAAGCGGAGAGACAGCGACUGGAAGAGGAGAGACAGCGGCGGGAAGAGGAGGAGGCGCGCGAGCUGGCCGCGCUGCAGCGACGUGUUGAAGAAGAAAAACUGCGGAAGGCUAUAGAAGUGCAGCAGGAGCUGGAGCGGCAGGAGGCGGAGCGGCGCGCGCGCGCGGAGGCGGAGCGCGAGGCGCGGCUGCGCGAGGAGGAGGAGAAGCGGCGCGCCGCCAGCGCCGCCGAGCGCCUGCGCCGCGAGGAGGCGGAGCGCGAGGAGAAGGAGCGCCUCGCCAGGAAGCAGCGUGUCGAAGCUAUCAUGGCACGCACACGUCUACGUAAGCAAGCAGAGGAAGAAAAGAAACAGCAAGAGAGCAAAGCACAACAUACACCAGCCAACAACGAACACACCGGAGAACAAGCAAACACACAAGCAAGCGAGCAAGUCAACACACAAGUCAGUGAACAAAUCAGUGAGCAAGUCACUACGCAAGUCAGUGAAAUCACCACAGAAGCCAGUGAAGUUUCCCAGUCAAGUGAAAUAUUACAAGACAGCACUGUCACUGAAAACAAACCUGUGUUAGAACCUGAACAAACCUCACAAGUUCCAGAUGUAAUUACGCAGCAAAGUGAAGGACACGUGCACGUGAACAUCGCGGUGCCUCCGCCGGAGCACGUGCCCCGCAGCCGGGAGGAGCACGUGCCCGUGGCGCAGGGCGUGUCUGUGCUGGUGCCCGACAACGGUAACACAGUGUACACCCACGACCUGCUGCAGCUCGCACCCACGCAGCAAGAAGGCUCCUCGCAGAGCGCGCACGGCGUCAACAACGGCAACGUCACUGUCGACCUGCUGGGACUGUCCGACACAACUGAUAACAAGGACACCUCCGAAACGCAGUCGACGACCGUAACCAAACAGAACGACAACACGCCGACGUUAGCUGCCAACAACGGCAACCAACACAUUGGCCACAUAUCGGCCAACUUCAUACAGAACGAGCGCACGUUGGCCGAACACGACCAACCCGCACAAGUUGGACAGAUCAAGUUGGCCGAUAUGCCCAAGCUGUUGGACGACGACUUCACCACGCACAACGGCCACAGCGCGACGCACGGACACCCGCUGACGUUGCAAAAUGCAAUCUAAUGUAUGCGACAUAAGGUUCAAUAUUGAAUGGUUUUCAUAGCGUAUAUAUUGGCUGGACGAGUCGGAGUCCAAGCGAUUAUGAACUUAAUGCUCUAAGGGAGAAGGUCGGCUUUUGAUUAUUGCUGUUUUUUUUUUCGUAUUGACAAUGAAUUCUAAAUGAUUCUAAAAUUGACAUUUUUUAAAUUGAUAGAAAUUAGCUGCUGGCUAUUUUUUUAUUUCGAAGUUGAUUAUUUUUGGUAGGAUUUUCUACGUUUUUAUAAAAUUCAAUGUGUUUAAAUUAUUUAUUAGUAAUGAAUCAAAGUUAAAUGGAGAAAAAGGGAAGUACUGUAGAGUAUUUUACCGUAAAAUGGUUGUGUGUGGUUGUAUUUUGUUGCGUAUUAAUUUAUUUUGUAAAUAACACGACCAAACAGCCAAUAUGUAUGCAUUGGGAACGGCCACGCCUGCGGGAUAGCGCCUUCUCUUUCACUCACAGCACGAGUGAACGAGACGGGAGAUUUCAUUCAAUUGUAUGGGAAAUUGUAUGUGUUUUGAGUGAAAAAUGCAUUGUGCGGGUUUUUAAUGUAAUAUGUAAUUAAUCGAUUAAUGCAUUUAUCCACGAUUUUACGACAGAAAGCGUGUGCUUUGCGCAGAUUUAUAUCAUAAACUAAAUUUCGAUGAAAAAAAAUAUUUUUGUAGGUAAAAAAAUUAGGAAUCGCAGACUAAUAGACAAGGUCUUAUAAACAAAAUUAAUUGCCUAAUAAACAAGCCUUUGUGGAAUAAAAUUUGUUCAAAGACCGUAGACUAACAUAUAAACGCGGUAUUAAUUUAAACUUAGGAAUAAACUGAGUAUAAGUUUAUUCCUAGGUUUAACUUUACACCGCGUUUAUUUCUAAAGUUCCGUCAGUUUGAAAAAGCUUUUGCAUAACACCAUCCAUCUGUCAGGUUAUUUGUCCUUAAAAUUCUCUUUAAAUAAUUAGAGACAACGAUAUGUGUAAAUACAAAUUUCACUGCAGACAAAAUUA
Messenger RNA from Papilio polytes (common Mormon), 4036 nucleotides. RefSeq names its product MAP7 domain-containing protein 2-like. The record is from RefSeq and is a predicted model, not a curated record. Gene Ontology annotation, cellular component: microtubule cytoskeleton. Gene Ontology annotation, biological process: microtubule cytoskeleton organization. Lineage: Eukaryota; Metazoa; Arthropoda; Insecta; Lepidoptera; Papilionidae. The coding region runs from base 141 to 3035 and encodes 964 amino acids. The transcript is spliced from 20 exons.